This is a messenger RNA of Cariama cristata (Red-legged seriema), 693 nucleotides long. Its product is annotated as leukotriene B4 receptor 1-like. The record is from RefSeq and is a predicted model, not a curated record. Gene Ontology annotation, cellular component: plasma membrane. The transcript has a single exon. Gene Ontology annotation, biological process: positive regulation of cytosolic calcium ion concentration; complement receptor mediated signaling pathway; inflammatory response. The annotation marks the transcript as partial. Gene Ontology annotation, molecular function: complement receptor activity; G protein-coupled receptor activity. NCBI's taxonomy places the organism in Eukaryota, Metazoa, Chordata, Aves, Cariamiformes, Cariamidae.
AUGUCCUCAUCCUCCAUCAAUGCCUCGUCCCCCCCCAACACCACAUCUGUCCCUGUCCCUGGCGCAGCAGUGGGGCUGACCCUGCUGGCAGUGGCAGUGGCAGUGGGGCUGCCAGGCAAUGCCAUGGUCCUGUGGAGCUGCGUUGUCACCCGCCGUCACAGUGUCCCCAUCCUCCUCAUCUUCCACUUGGCCUUGGCUGAUGUGGUCACCCUACUCACCGGUCCCAUCUACCUCCGGGCCUUGAGCGUUAGCCAAUGGGACAUGGGCUUGACCACCUGCCGCGGUUGUCACUACCUCUGCGCCACUGCCAUGUACGUUAGCGUCUUCCUCAUCAGCCUUCUGGGUCUCCAUCGAUGCUUGGCGGUCUCCAGGCCAGCGACGGCAGUGGUGACGGCAAGUGGCCGUGCUGGACGGUUGGCUCACAGAGCGGCAGCAGUGACUUGGUUGGUGGCUUUGGUGUUGGCCAUCCCAUCCGUCGUCUUCCGACAGGUGAAGGACAGGCACUGCCAGCGGGUGCAUGCCACGGAGGCUUUGUUGCUGGUCCAUAACCUUCUGGAGACCAUCUUGGGUUGGGCUCUACCGUUGACCACUGUGGCCAUUGGCUAUGGGUUACUGGUCCACCGGUUACGCCAGACACGGUUGGCCCGGCGCGGUCGUACCUUCCGGCUAGUGGCUGCUGUGGUGGUGGCCUUC